AUGCAGAACAUUCUAGAUGCAAUGUCUGUACUGAGGACUUUGUGUCGGUCCUCAGCCGAGCAGCUUCUCAGGCCGUUCUCGACCAAAAGCUUACCCACUCUCACUCUGUUCACCAAGGAUCCCUGUCCUCUGUGUGAUGAAGCAAAGGAAGUGCUGGAGCCACUCAAGCACAGGUUUGUCCUGCAGCAAGUGGACAUCAGUCUUCCAGAGAACAAGCUGUGGUGGGACAGGUACAAGUGGGACAUACCUGUGUUCCAUCUGAACGGACAGUUUCUCAUGAAACACAGGGUGAACCUCGGCCUGCUGGAAAAACUGCUACAGGACAUUGAGAAGCAGCAGACGUGAUGACCAUCACUUCAUUGUCUGUUUCCCUCCAUUGUCAAUAAACAGAAGUGAUCAUUGAACAUUCAGUCACU
Messenger RNA from Menidia menidia (Atlantic silverside), 416 nucleotides. Lineage: Eukaryota; Metazoa; Chordata; Actinopteri; Atheriniformes; Atherinopsidae. The record is from the annotation of a GenBank genome assembly.